AUGAAAGUCACUGCUGUUGUACUGGGCGCAAAAGCUUUCACAGACCUAGGAGAAUAUGCCUGGAUCAUCAUAGUCUGGUUCUCCUGUCUGGCUGGAUGUGACAUCAUCCUUACUACAGCUCAAGCCUUUUACCUCCAUUAUCAUCGGACAGGAGUCGCUAGAACAAAUCAUGUUGUGAACACGCUCAUUCUAUACAUUACGACAACCGCUAUGGUUGCGAGUGUGCUGAUUAUCAUUCAGCUUUCUCUUUUUGUCGUUCUCAAGGGAUGGAACUAUGCCCAAACCUUCCUGACAUUCCAAACAAGUGCCAUACGCAUUAUAUGUCUUAUGGCAAACUUGAGUUCUCGCAAGGCGUUUGGAAGGGACGGAAGCCGAGUCAGUCAUGACACCGGUACCAGUCAAGGAAUUUCGUUUGGAAGCGAAGGAAGAUCAGUUGAUUACAAUAAGUCCAAUGUUGUUGACUUUCGCACAAGUAUGGCACUCAGUCAUGUCAUCAAUAUAUCUGAACCAGCGGAUAAGGGGAAAAGACAAGGUGCCAUCAGAGAUAUAAACCCAGAGCAGGAGAAUCUGAGCUAG
This is a messenger RNA of Psilocybe cubensis, 576 nucleotides long. RefSeq lists its product as uncharacterized. The record is from RefSeq and is a predicted model, not a curated record. The transcript has 8 exons. Bases 1 to 576 code for a protein of 191 amino acids. Lineage: Eukaryota; Fungi; Basidiomycota; Agaricomycetes; Agaricales; Agrocybaceae.